AUGCAUGUGAAUUUUGACAUGUGUGUCAAUUGUGUUAAUUUUGAUAUUUGUGUCUAUACUGACAUGCUCAUUGAUUUUGACAAGAACGUUGAUUUCCACAUGUGUUCCGAGUUGGACAUGUAUGUCAAUAUUGACGGGUUCACAGCCACCCUAGGAGAGAGGCGAUUGCAACUCAGGGUGGAGGAGAACCAGGCCCAGGGCUGGAGUCAGAGCCGGUCCCUGGUCAACCUGUUGGGCUUCUCCCCCUUGUGGCUCGGGGUGUGGAGGGGGCUGUUGGCUGUGCCCCUGGGGUUGCCACCUAUCUGGCGGACCCCCCGAUUGCUCACCUCUUCUCUGGGGCAGUUCCAAGGUCUGCAGUUGGAGCGAGAGGCGUGCCUGGCCUCCAACUAUGCACUGGCCAAGGAGAACCUCGCCCUGCGGCCUCGCCUGGAGAUGGGCAGGACGGCCCUGGCUAUCAAGUACCAGGAGCUUCGAGAGGUGGCUGAGAACUGCGCUGACAAGCUACAGCGACUGGAGGAGAGCACGCAUCGCUGGAGCCCCCACUGUGCACUAGGCUGGCUGCAAGCUGAGCUGGAAGAAGCUGAGCAGGAAGCUGAGGUGCAGAUGGAGCAGCUGCUGCUUGGGGAGCAGAGCCUGGAGGCCUUCCUGCCUGCCUUCCAGCGUGGCCGGGCCCUGGCACACCUGAGGCGGACGCAGGCCGAGAAACUGCAGGAGCUGCUGCGGCGCCGUGAGCGCCCCCCACAGCCGACCCCCACAGCAGCUCCAGAUCCCCCCAAACCCUUUCCACCCGCAGCCGUCCUGCCCACCGGGGCUGCACGGGGGCCACCAGCUGCACCCAGGAGCCUGCCCCCUUUGGACUCCCGCCCUGUGCCCCCCCUGAAGGGCUCCCCCGGGGGCCCCCUGGGCCCAGCCCCUCUGCUGAGCCCACGGCCCUCGCAGCCAGAGCCCCCCCAUCGGUAGGGUCUGGGGUGUGGCCCCCCUGUGGGGGCCCAGAGAAACUUGAUUAGUGGCUCCUCCUCCCUCCCCACUGCCUGGGUGGGGGGAGGGGCAGGCCCCUCCCCCUGGCCUCUGGCAGGCCCUGGCCCUGGAGGCCACUCUGGGAGGAGGGUCUCCCCAAGUGGCCCACUGAGGGCUGGGGGGUGGGGGGGUGGGCACUGAGGAAACUGCCUUUUUCGUCUCCCUGGCUGGGGCCUCCAGGGUGAGGGACCAGCCCCGUGACAGAUCCACUCACCCGUGGAGGCCAGGCAGGGCGCCCACCUCCCUGGGCCCUGCCAGGGGGCCCAUGGCACCCUACAUCUCCACUGGGCUCGAGCAGUACCAAGGCCAAGGCAGACAGGAUUGCCCCUUCUGGGCCUGAGCCCACCUUUCCCCCAGUUCUGGGGCCCACCGCCUAGGAGCCAGGUGGUCAGCCCCCAGCGUGGCGCUGCAGCCCUCAGGCCUCUGCGGGCACUGCCCAGGCUGCAGACCCUACCUUGCGUAGGCCGGGACAUCUGACCUGCAUCGGGCAGAGUGGGCUGUCCCUAGGAAAGACCGAUCUGUAUUUUUCUGUCCCUGUCUCCUUAGAAUGGAAGCUUUUUGAGGGCAGGUCCUUGUGUUUGUAUGUUUUGUCCCCAGCCCCGCCUCCCAGGGGCCGUCAAUAAAUGUGUUGAUAAAGAUGA
Molecule: messenger RNA, 1658 nt
Organism: Dipodomys ordii (Ord's kangaroo rat)
Lineage: Eukaryota; Metazoa; Chordata; Mammalia; Rodentia; Heteromyidae
Gene: Vps37d
Product: vacuolar protein sorting 37 homolog D (S. cerevisiae)
Exons: 4
Coding region: 1-960 (319 amino acids)
Biological process (GO): ubiquitin-dependent protein catabolic process via the multivesicular body sorting pathway; protein targeting to membrane; protein targeting to vacuole
Cellular component (GO): ESCRT I complex
Source: RefSeq, a predicted model, not a curated record